UGUAGAUCGUCAUUGUCGAUAAUUUUGCUAGCUGAACAAAGCAUACCCAUCGAUCUAUCGUCUUUUUCUGGCUCUCGCCUCUUGGACUCGAAGGGUGUUGCCAUAACCUUCCUUGUACAAUUGCGUAGCUGGCAGAGUAUUUUGCUUUGUAGUUGCUGUUAUACGAAGACUCCGAAAAGAGAACAAAAAGUCUUCAUUGUAGACGCUGAGCACAUUAGAGCUGGACAUUAGUCUGAAAAUAACUACUAGUACUUUGUCAGUUCCUGAGGCAGUUGCUUCGACUGUGCUGCUAUGGAUGAGGUCUUGGUUCUCUUGGUCGGGGCAGUGUUUGUUGUGGUGGCAGCUCUGUUCUUCGUGACGAGAUGGCAGAGAAAGAAGGAGGACAAUGCAGACAAAAAGGAGGAUGGAGAGGAAACGGAAGAAGACGUCCGUCCUCAGCGACGCACAUUGACAGCACAGGAAAAGCUGCAAGUGGCUAUCCGGUCGCGACGUGCUAAUCGAGGUGCUGCUGAUGCUGUUGCUGCUGCAGCGAGGAACAAUAUUGACUUGGAUGAAGAGAUCUCUGAUGAUGAAUUUAUGGACCCGGGAACUGCUGGCUUGGGCAAAAUAGGAGCAAAGAAACUGAAGAAGCUUGAGAAAAAGGCGGAGGCGGCUCGUGUGCGUGAGCAAGGCGCUCGGGAUAGGGAGCAAAAGAAAGAGGACGAACUGAAGCGUGAGGCUGCUCGUAAGAAGAAAGAAGAAGAAGAGAAGUUGGAAGAAGAGAGACUGGCACAAGAAGAGGAGAAGAGAAAAGAGGAAAAGGAGCGUAAGGAGCUGGAGGAGUAUGAGAAGCUGAAGUCGUUGUUCUCAGUGGAAGAAAGCGGAGAGAAUGCGGUGAAUGAAGAGGAGGAAGGAAACCUGCUUCAAAAGUUCAUCAGCCAUAUCAAGGAAAAGAAAGUUGUGCUACUGGAAGAUCUAGCUGCUCAUUUCGAUCUCAAGACACAAGACGCCAUUGCACGUCUCAAAGAUCUCCUGGCAAGUGGUGAGAUAGAAGGCUUGCUCGACGACCGCGGUAAGUUCAUCUAUAUCAGCAAGGACGAGUAUGCCGCCGUGUCUAAGUACAUUGUCCAGAACGGGCGGGUUUCCAUUUCCGAUCUUGCUCAAGCGGCCACGAAAAUCCUCAAGCUGUGAUCCGAAUGACGAUGUCUUGUAUUAUUCUCAAUCCAUCUGAGCUGCUAAAGCAGCCCUCCUCCUCCUCCUCCUAUAAAGGAAUUUCAAUUUCCACUCGUGUUUCUAUUUCUGAAAAUACUAUUUUCUAACCCAGUGUUACAUAUUGCACAUAUCAAUGAAAAACUCUAUGUACAGUAUACUCCCGACUGUUGCCUGCUUGCCGUGUCUCCUUGUACAUACUUCAAAGUAACAAACACUUUUCUACAAUUUUGGAAGUACUUAUGCUACUGAUGCUGCUGUUGCUGUAAUUUUUCUAGUACAUGUUACAUGCAAUAUAAUUUCUCAAAAUGGUCCCUGUAGUGUGCCAUAUUAA
This is a messenger RNA of Sycon ciliatum, 1522 nucleotides long. RefSeq names its product DDRGK domain-containing protein 1-like. Bases 292 to 1170 code for a protein of 292 amino acids. The record is from RefSeq and is a predicted model, not a curated record. The transcript has 8 exons. NCBI's taxonomy places the organism in Eukaryota, Metazoa, Porifera, Calcarea, Leucosolenida, Sycettidae.